GUCCCUACAGGUCUGGGAGAAUACUUCCUCCAAGGUCAUAAGGAUAACUCGAAGGACGGAAGGAGCAGCAUAGAACUCUGUAGUCUGUACUCCACAGUCCACUCCACAAGUACCCAAUUAGAGAGAGUAAAUGGCAACUAUAUCGACAUCCAUCUGUUCAAACCCAACUGCCAAUCCUCUGCGCAACUCCAUUUUCAAUGUUGCCUUCUGCUAUACUGGCUCAGGAAGGCACUGUGUGGCGUUCUGUUCCAACGAACAAUUAUCCAGCAAAAGAUUGUCAUACGCUCACCAACUAAGAGGAAGAGAUCACAGAGAUUUAUUGAAGCCAGUCUCUGCAGUCGGCUCAGGCUUGGAGACAUCUAUGACAGAUUCAAAGGCUGGUACACUAACACUUAAAACGGUUGAGAUUUCUGUUGAAUCUCAAGAUGCAGAGAAGAUCAAGUUGAGAGUGGACUUGCCUGGAGAAGAAACACAGAAGGCCUUUAACGUGGUCUUGUCAAACUUAGCUCGCUCAGCCCCGCCAAUUCCUGGUUUUCGCCGCCAAAAAGGAGGGAAAACAGCAAAGGUUUCGAGGAACUUACUUCUGGAUAUACUUGGUAGAGAGCGUGUUAGGAAUUUUGUUAUUCGGGAAAUAGUCACCUCUGCUGUGGCAGGUUAUGUGGAGAAGGAAAAUAUUAGUGUGAAGGAUGAUAAGAUCAACACAACUCAAUCUGAAGAUGAACUUAAACAAUGUUUCUUGCCUGGAAAUGCAUUUGGCUUCAAUGUUGAACUAGAGCUUGUAGAUAAAGAAACUGAAACUGCUAGCACUGAUGAAGCUGUAGAUGAAGAAUCUGAAACUGCUAGCACUGAAGGUGAAACAGAAUGAAUCUCUUACUCAAAAGCAGUUGUUCUGUAACGUCUUUUGUGCCGAUGGGGCUUGCACAUCCAAACAUGGCAUAUGUUAAGUAGUAACUGUGCACAAAGAUUAAACUUUGGUCAAAUUCCUAGCCACAAAGUUCUAUGAAGUUAAUCAAGUUUUGUUAGGAAAACAUGUGGUUUGCCUAUACGCUUCUUAGGUUUUAUGCAGCUGAAUUUGCAUGAGUAGGCAAUUGAAAAAAAGAAAAGAGAACUACCCAUGUACCUUACAAUUCUCGUAUCUGUUGGUGGUGCUAGAAUUUUGGACAGUAAGAUAAUAAUACUACCUUUUAGGCUCCA
Molecule: messenger RNA, 1194 nt
Organism: Beta vulgaris subsp. vulgaris (sugar beet)
Lineage: Eukaryota; Viridiplantae; Streptophyta; Magnoliopsida; Caryophyllales; Amaranthaceae
Exons: 8
Coding region: 131-865 (244 amino acids)
Biological process (GO): protein unfolding; protein transport; 'de novo' cotranslational protein folding
Molecular function (GO): peptidyl-prolyl cis-trans isomerase activity; protein folding chaperone; ribosome binding
Source: RefSeq, a predicted model, not a curated record